This is a messenger RNA of Neurospora crassa OR74A, 1852 nucleotides long. RefSeq lists its product as hypothetical. The transcript has 3 exons. NCBI's taxonomy places the organism in Eukaryota, Fungi, Ascomycota, Sordariomycetes, Sordariales, Sordariaceae. The record is from RefSeq and is a predicted model, not a curated record. The coding region runs from base 127 to 1548 and encodes 473 amino acids.
CUUUUUUUUUUCCACACUUACAAACCCUUGAUCUCCUUCAUUCGUUUUAUUCCUUCGCGAUCCAAGUAUCAAAACCAGGGGACAAUCUACCGUAUGUUCAAGACAUAGCGAUUAUUCGGCGUGAUCAUGCACUUGCCGGGAUGGCUAGUUUGGUAUAAAAAGCCCGAGUAUAGGGAUUUCAAGGAAUACGCCAACAAUGCCAGCUCUGGAAAGAGGCCACCAAGUCCAGAUGCGGGAAAGGAGGGAGUGAUACCCAGUCGACUGCGGCUUGAGCGUAUACUGCAGAACAAGACAUGUAGUCCUAUGUCACUAUACGACUUUCAUAUGUAUCUCAAAUACAUCGAGUUUUCAUCUGAAAAUCUCGAGUUUUAUAUCUGGUUCAAGAACUAUGAAGAGUCCUACCACAAAGGGUUUGCUGCCCGCUACGACAAGGACUCUCAUGAUCUGGUAAAGACAGCAUCGGAAAGCGGAAGCGUAUCAUCGUCUGUGUACAAGAAGAGCCAUUAUCAACCCAGCGAUGGCGAGGGAGACGGGGACUUGGAGCCGGCCACAACAGCGAAAGAAACCCUCCAUCGUAUCUCGAUGCUAAUCACAGCUUCUGCCCCAUGCGCCAGCAGCGUUGCCCACCCAUCCUGCCACCCACGUGGUCCCUGUGCCCCAUCAUCCAACGCCAUAUUCCCGACAGCAACCUUCUUCAACAACUUUAACAACAGCCAAACCGCCGUCCUCGCGAGCGACCCGACCCCCGACCCCGCCGACCCGGCCAACAAGUCCACCACCCUCGGCCUUCUCGCCCCUCAACCCGGUCCCAUCCCGCCUUCCGAAAUCCAAACCAUCAUCACUCUCUUUCUCCUGCCAUCGUCGUCAAAAGAACUCAACAUACCCAUGUCCCUCCGUCGCUCCGCGCUCGACGGAUUGGCUGCUACUCCCCAGGGCACGCUACCGGACCCGAACAUCCUCAGACCGAUCGCCGAUCACGUCUACUAUUUGCUACGCUCGUGUUCGCACCGCAAUUUUGUCAGGUUGGGGGUGAGCAACGGGACGUUUGAGACGAUAUGCUUUGCUACCAUUCUGGGUUUCGCGUCGCUGGCCUUGGGAUACCUGGUAGUUCUGCUGAGGGCCUUCACGGAAGGCAGAGGUGCAAGGAGCAGGUGGGAGAGUUUCGACGGGUUUGGGUUCUGGAUGGCGGGGAUGAGUUUGGUGCUAUGCGGGCUGAGGGGCAGUUGUUUUUUUCUGUUGCUGUUCUCAAGGAGGCAGAGGUUGCCGUGGGAGAGGUUGAAUGAUGGGGAAAAGGUAGAAGGGGUACAUAUGAGUGGUGGGCAGGAUGAAAAUAAAGAAGAGAUGGAGACAAAGAGAUGGUCUGUGAGACAAAGGGUAGGCAGGGUGAUGUUGUUCGAUAAGAGAUUGAAGGUGCAGGAACGCAGUCUGCGGAGAUUACAGAGGAAGAUUGUGAUGCAGAGUAUGGUGGGUGGAGCGAUCUUUUCGGCCUUGUCAGUUGUGGUCUUCCUAUUGCUUCCGAUAUGGAAGGAGACGGUUUGUGAUGACUGAUGAUGGAUGGAAGGUGUCGAGGUUCGGUGUUCUAUUCCCAUCAGAAGGGUUCUUUUUUUUUUCCUGUCGUUUUUAUACCCCUAAUAGAGUGUCUCAUCCGGCCCUUGUCUCCCUCAGCCCAGUUUGCGUCCUCAUCCAGGCCAUCUCGACUUCACAACACCAUGGUUGAGAAUCACCGCAGCAUCACAUCAUGCUUCGAUCAGACUCCACGCCUUGGCAUCGGAACACAGCAUGAGACGAUGAGCUAGCUGGACACAAACAGGGAAGGAGGCGAGAGUCUAUUCCCAGUGUCAGAUGAGUCUCC